Messenger RNA from Xyrauchen texanus (razorback sucker), 1473 nucleotides. RefSeq names its product cathepsin Z-like. Lineage: Eukaryota; Metazoa; Chordata; Actinopteri; Cypriniformes; Catostomidae. The transcript has 6 exons. Gene Ontology annotation, cellular component: lysosome. The record is from RefSeq and is a predicted model, not a curated record. Gene Ontology annotation, molecular function: cysteine-type endopeptidase activity. The coding region runs from base 18 to 923 and encodes 301 amino acids.
ACUGCCUGAGAUCCAACAUGGCUCGCCUGCUGCUCCUUUAUCUGUUUGCUGUGUCGGGUGUUUUCGCUGGACGCUAUUUUAAUGAGAAUGAGCCCUGCUACAAACCACAUCCGAGGAGAAAUCUACAGGGAGUGAGAACAGGACCACGUCCAUACGAAUAUAAUAAUUUACAGGAGCUCCCCAAAGCAUGGGAUUGGAGAAACAUCGAUGGCGUCAAUUACGUCAGCACCACACGCAACCAACACAUACCUCAGUACUGUGGGUCUUGCUGGGCUCAUGGAAGCACAAGUGCUUUUGCAGAUCGUAUCAACAUCAAACGGAAAGCAGCAUGGCCAUCUGCCUAUCUGUCUGUCCAGAACGUUGUUGACUGUGGUAAUGCAGGUUCCUGCCAUGGUGGAGAUCAUUCUGGAGUGUGGGACUAUGCAAACACUCAUGGCAUCCCAGAUGAAACCUGCAACAACUAUCAGGCCAAAGAUCAGGACUGUGAUUCGUUUAAUCAGUGUGGAACCUGCACAACCUUUGGUGUGUGUAACAUUGUGAAGAACUACACUCUCUGGAAAGUUGGAGACUACGGCUCAGUCAGCGGCCUGGACAAGAUGAAAGCGGAGAUCUACAGUGGCGGACCUAUAAGUUGUGGGAUUAUGGCAACGGACAAGCUGGAUGCGUACACUGGUGGUUUGUAUUCAGAGUAUGUUCCGGAUCCCUAUAUAAACCACAUUGUAUCAGUGGCUGGCUGGGGUGUUGACGAGACUGGAGUGGAGUACUGGGUUGUUCGUAACUCUUGGGGAGAACCAUGGGGAGAGAAAGGUUGGCUCAGAAUUGUCACCAGUGCAUACAAGGAUGGCAGUGGAAGCCAGUACAACCUUGCCAUCGAAGAAGACUGCAUGUAUGGAGACCCAAUUCUACCCAAGAACUAUGUGUAGAAUACGGUCAGGUGUUCAGCUCUGAAAAUACACUUAUUUUAGAUUAGUCUAAAUUUGCCACAUUUUUUAAAUAGCACACAGAAAAAAAAAAUUCUGACUCUUUUGCAGAGGUAUGUUUAUUUUAUCUAAAUAUACAGUAUAGUUUUAAUUGCAAUCUCAGGAAUAUUAUAUCAGAACUUGUACAGGUUUAUACUUUAAUUCUGCAUUUGUAUGUCUUAAACCAAUGUUCUUUUUUAAUUGUCAAUGCCACUUAGUGAUCAAAAAGGGAAAGUAGCAGCCAUCUUUUUUUUUUUUUUUAUACUAGAACUGUUUUAAAAUGGACUAAUUCCUCACCAUUGUUAAUGGUAAUUCGUCUGUUCCUUGUGUUCCUAUAGCUUUUUAAAGCUUUUGGGGUUUGCUAAAGCAAAAAUAUAACAUUUACUUCCCUUUUUUGAUGGGGGUUUUGCUUGAAUGCAUCUGUCAAACCAUGCCAACAUAUGCAAAAACUGAAGUCAUGGCUAGAUAUAUUAAAUUGUCAAUCACUCUCUUCAAAUAAAAGCCUUAAGUUCCA